CUGCACUCUACUGCAGUGCCUGGCUGUGGUAGCACAUGGCGGCAUGACUUCAUGAGAGGCAGAUGUGUUAUGAAGAAACACUUUAACUACUUCGCCGUAUCUUUAGUUACAGUUACUAGUGGUUUGUAAGAGGCAUAUUUAAGUAAAAAUGUCGCAGUUACAGGCGAGGUUCUUCACAGAGGACAAAAGGUAUGUUAUAGAUGAUGUCCCAUUCUCCAUCCCUGCUGCCUCUGAAGUGCAGGACCUCAGUAAUAUCAUCAACAAGCUGCUGGAAGCUAAAAAUGCAUCUCACAGCAAAGUGGAGUUCGACUUCCUGGUCAGGGGCCAGUUCCUGCGAAUGCCGCUGUCCACUCACAUGGACACAGAAGGCAUAUCGACGGAAGAAGUGGUGGAGAUUGAGUAUGUGGAGCGGAUCACGGCUCCAGAGCCUGAGGAGUGCAUGAUGCACGACGACUGGAUUAGCUCUGUGGACGCAGAUGCUGAAUGGAUCCUAACAGGCUCAUAUGACAAGACAGCCAGGAUCUGGUCUGCUGAGGGCAAGGCGGUGAUGACAGUGGCCGGACACACGGAUGUGGUUAAAGAUGUAGCCUGGGUUAAAAGAGACGGUCUGACCUCGCUGCUUCUGACGGCGUCUCUGGAUCAGACGCUGCUGCUGUGGGAGUGGAACUCUGAGAGGAACAAGCUGAAAGCCCGACACUGCUGCCGGGGACACACGGGGAGCGUCGACACUGUCGCGACAGACCCGACCGGCUCAAAGUUCUGUAGCGGCUCCUGGGACAAAAUGUUGAAGAUCUGGUCAGCAGUGCCCACAGACGAGGCAGACGAGGUUGAAGAAGCUGGUGACAGACCGAGGAAGAAACAGAAGACUCAGCAGCUCGGUCUGACCAGGACUCCCCUGAUGACGAUAUCUGGACACAACGAGGCGGUGUCCUCCGUGUUGUGGUGCGACAGUGAGGAAGUGUGCAGUGCAUCAUGGGACCACACCAUUCGCGUGUGGGACGUUGAGACGGGAGGAUCCAAGACUACGCUGACGGGCAGCAAAGUGUUUAACUGUAUUUCCUACUCUCCUCUGUGUCGACGACUCGCCUCGGGCAGCACCGACAGGCACAUCCGGCUGUGGGAUCCUCGCACUAAAGACGGAGCGCUGGUGCUGCUGUCUCUGACCUCCCACACGGGCUGGGUCACCGCCGUGAAGUGGGCGCCGUCACACGAGCACCAGCUGGUCUCGGGUUCGGGUUCCCUUGACAACCUGGUCAAACUGUGGGACACAAGAAGCUGUAAGGCUCCUCUGUAUGACCUGGCGGCCCACGAGGACAAAGUCUUCUGUGUGGACUGGACAGAAAGCGGGCUGAUGUUAAGCGGAGGUGCAGAUAACAAGCUGUACACCUACAGAUACUCAGCCUGUCAGACGGAUGCGGGGGCGUAGUCUCUACAUGGACUGCAGAGAGCCUCCACGUCCCUCUCCAGAGACAUUAAGGACUCAGCGAUGGGAAAUAUCAGUAUUGUGACAGACGGAUGACAGCAGCAGAGGUUUCGAAUCUUGUACAGUACAACACUUUAUUCUUUGCUGUCCUGGUUAUUUUUACCCCUCUCAAUUUUUACACCUAUUUUCUUAAAGAUCGUCUUAUUUUCCCUGUAACUCAAGAAAAAUAUAAAUUAAUUUUGUCUCCUC
Plectropomus leopardus (leopard coralgrouper) is the source of this 1672-nucleotide messenger RNA. It is a transcript of the gene wdr12, whose product is annotated as WD repeat domain 12. Gene Ontology annotation, biological process: ribosome biogenesis; maturation of LSU-rRNA from tricistronic rRNA transcript (SSU-rRNA, 5.8S rRNA, LSU-rRNA); maturation of 5.8S rRNA from tricistronic rRNA transcript (SSU-rRNA, 5.8S rRNA, LSU-rRNA). Gene Ontology annotation, cellular component: preribosome, large subunit precursor; PeBoW complex. The record is from RefSeq and is a predicted model, not a curated record. Gene Ontology annotation, molecular function: protein binding. Lineage: Eukaryota; Metazoa; Chordata; Actinopteri; Perciformes; Serranidae.